Molecule: messenger RNA, 1139 nt
Organism: Ochlerotatus camptorhynchus
Lineage: Eukaryota; Metazoa; Arthropoda; Insecta; Diptera; Culicidae
Gene: Rab4
Product: RAS oncogene family member Rab4
Exons: 3
Coding region: 234-902 (222 amino acids)
Biological process (GO): Rab protein signal transduction; vesicle-mediated transport; regulation of endocytosis
Cellular component (GO): plasma membrane; recycling endosome
Molecular function (GO): GTP binding; GTPase activity
Source: RefSeq, a predicted model, not a curated record
UCAAAAUAAAGUGCAAAAGUAUUUUGAAAACAUUGUGCGCUGUUGAAUGGUGGACGGGAAAACCCAAACUGCGAAAUUAAAUGCGAAAUUCCGCUUAUCAAGUGUUUGUUAAUUGUGUUUUAGCCGUUCGCAUUCUGCUUUAAAUUGUUCGGUUUAGUAAUCCGGUGAACUUCCCGACCUAGGGCUCCGGAUUUGAAUUCCUAUCGCGAAGAAAAGCAACAACAAAAACAACCAUGUCCGAAUCCUACGAUUAUCUCUUCAAAUUUCUCAUCAUCGGCCGAGCGGGAAGUGGAAAAUCAUGCCUGCUGCAUCACUUUAUCGAAAACAAAUUCAAGGAGGACAGCUCCCACACGAUUGGCGUCGAGUUUGGAUCCCGGAUCGUAAAUGUCGGUGGCAAGUCCAUCAAACUGCAGAUCUGGGACACGGCUGGUCAGGAACGGUUCCGGUCGGUUACACGGUCCUACUACCGAGGAGCAGCUGGUGCCCUGCUAGUGUACGAUACAACCUCCCGGGACAGUUUCAAUGUCCUCUCGAACUGGCUGAACGAUGCUCGAACGUUGGCCUCGCAGAACAUUUGCAUCCUAUUGGUGGGCAACAAGAAAGACAUGGAGGAGGAACGCGAAGUGACCUUCCUGGAGGCGAGCAACUUUGCCCAGGAGAAUGAGCUGAUCUUUUUGGAGACGAGUGCAAAAACCGGCGAAAACGUGGAGGAAGCAUUCUUGAAAUGCUCGAAAACUAUCCUCGCCAAGAUCGAGACUGGCGAACUUGAUCCGGAACGGAUUGGUAGUGGAAUUCAGUAUGGGGACACCUCAAAGCGAAGUGGAACGGGACUAACCGGAGGUCGACAGCAAAGCAGCGGAAGACGCCGAACACCGGACUGCGCCGGAGGUUGUCGCUCCUAAAGCGGACCAUAAGCGACUGCAUUUGGGUGCUCUGAAGAGAGUAUGCUUUUCUUUUUCAAUAACUUUCGUGUCUAUCGCGGACAUUCUUUGUAGAAAUUGGGUAGACUAUAACGUGACUCCGUUCGCAGCUGCAAAAUUAAGAAGAAAAUCCGAAAAAUCUAAUGGUGAUUGGGUUUACUAGAUAACUUAGAUGUAAAAUAGCGAACUGUAAAGCUAUCACUUUUUCCAACCUUGGAG